Molecule: messenger RNA, 3687 nt
Organism: Knipowitschia caucasica
Lineage: Eukaryota; Metazoa; Chordata; Actinopteri; Gobiiformes; Gobiidae
Source: the annotation of a GenBank genome assembly
AUGGCCGACAACUUUAGUCAAUCCUUGACCCCACCGGUGUCCCCCUUCGCCGCGGACAGCCUGUGUGAGCUCCCCCCAUCACAACCACCAUGCUUUUGCUGUGCAGAGUCCAAAGAGGAACCAGCAGGGACGCUCCCCGCUGAUGGAUACAUUGCUAGAGGCGCGUUGAAGAGGCUUUUGCUGCGCCUGGACCCUGCACCUUCAGAAUAUGAGACAGACAUUGUUGAGAUAUUUGGUUUUCCCUGGGUCACAGAGAUGGCUCUUGUAGAAUCAACAAAGCUUCUAUUUGGCCUUUUUAGACAAAAGAUUUACAAGCUAGAGACUUUAGUGCAGUCCAGCUCUCGGGAUUUUGGUCAAGUUGGAAGUCUCCACUAUGAGGCAGAAGACAUAAAACUACAAUGUGUAACAUUUCUCCAGUAUAUCAAAGUAUAUUUGCAUAGAUAUCUAAUACCCUCUAGUGUUCUUGAUGGAGGAUCUUCUCACCCUUUUGAAGAGUUGGAGGUGCAGUUCCCUUCCGUUCUCCUUGAAGAACUUUUAGGAGUCACACUCCUCAUAGGACGUCUCAAAGACCUCCCAGCCAACAUACAAAGUGCCUUCACCAUACAGAACCAUGGAAAGAUCAAUCCUCCCUCUUGGCAUUUGUUGCACCUUCAUCUUGAUAUUCAUUGGUCUAUACUUGAAAUUCUUCAUAUGCUUGGCCUCAAAAUGCAAGGCCAGGUGGUUUACGCCCACCAGUUUGUGAACCUGACAGGAGAAAACCUGACUGAUGCCAGCCUGUUUGAAGAGCACCUGUGCUCUCUGCUGUGUGACCUCACUGGUCUGGCCAUGGGCAAAUACAGCAAGGUGCGACCCACAGAGGCUCUCACCAUCCAACAUUACCCAUGCUCCUGCAUUAAAGAGCUGUGGAUUCUAAUUAUUCAUCUUCUUGAAAACAGAAGUAAAGUUUUGCACACACAGUCUUUCUGGAGCUACAUGAACUCAUUGUUGAGGCCCCUUGUUUGUGGAAAACCAGCACCAGAGCAGUUCAGUGGGAUGCCCACACACUGUAAAGAUCCUCUGGGAUUUACUUGGUGGCUUGUUACACAUAUAGCAAUCUUGGGAAAAUACAAUCGCAGUGGGGCAAUUCAGGCUGAGCGCAUUGAAAACUGGACAUUAAUUGAGGAAUUACUGAAGAUCACCUGUAAUCCAAAGGGGAAUCUUGCAGAGGAACAGGUCCGGAUGCAUGUUCAUUUCUGUCUCUCUGUGUGUAUGCUGUGGGAUCCGAGCACUGUUGCUGUGUCUACCCUUUGGGACUACUACAGCAAAAACCUUAAUGGCUCUUUCACUGUGCCCUGGCUUGGAGUUGCUGGUCUUGGCACACUGUGUAAGUCACCCCUGGCUCUGCUGGAUCAGGCCCGGAGCUGCUCUAGUCCAUCUCCUCUCCAUUCUCCAGGACACACACAGCUUUAUCGCACAGCCAACUCAUUCCAUAUCUUCCUCCGAAUUUUGGCCCUGUGUCUCUCUCAGGACAGAGCAGGCGGAGUGCCACAAAGGCAGAUAAAAGGAAGAAUUUAUUCCAAGUUUUCCUCAAAGAAGAUGCAGGAGAUGUCUGAGGCUGGUCUCAUGAACUUCUUGUUGCUGUUUAUUGUGGUGGCGAGACAAGUGGAGCUGGAGGAUGUUGCUGGAAGAGCAUGUGAGCUGCUCGGCUUCCUUCCAUCUAACUGUCCCCCUGGCCAUCGCACCCUGAUCUGGAGAGGACAGCUGACGCUACUGCUGUUGUUUCAGGAGAGAGGGCUUGACGUUGGUGCCCAGGCCAGUUGGCUUGCCUCGUCUUUUAAUGAGAUCGCCAAAGAGUUCUACAAUAAAACAACAGAGAUGUCCCGUAAACUGGCCCUGUGGGGUCCUUUGGGCUCAUACCUGGAGGGAGUGGCAGAGGUGUUUGAGACCAGCACCAGUCUGAGCCUCUCGGAGGAGAAACUGCUUAAUGAAGGCUUCGACUGGUUACUGCCUGCGUGCCGCCAAUCAGACUUAAAUUCUGCCCUUGGCUUUCUGCAGACGGUCCUCGCCCAGCUCAGGCGAGUCCAUCAGCCCAGUGUCCAUUUAACACCUACCCUGACCCGGGCUCCUGGUAAUGCCAGUAUGGGUAAAGAGCGCCACCUAGCGGUCGCAUCUGCUCUCUGGGCCCACUUCUACCCCUUUCUACGUGGGCUGCGCCUCUCCCAGACCCCUCCAGCACAACUAGCAGAUGCAGCUGCAGGUUUUACGUUACUGGCCUUUGAUCUCCCUGGCACUGCCCCCCAGGACCUGCAACCUCAUCCAGUCCAGUCCAUCAUGCAGUGCUUUGGCUGGGACGACAUGAUUCACCCGUUUUUAGUUACCCGCUACCUACCCCACAUUCUCCAAAACAGUGAGAUUGUAGCAUCUCUGAGCAGUGGAUCCAGCCCUGGUUCAUCUGGUUCAGGUGUUAGUUUGUCAGUGAGAGCCUGGUUUCGCUGUGUCCUGCAACGACAUCUGCACAAAAACCAAGAUGGGACUGACAACAAAACAGCCAGAGCAGUGGAGGAACAGCUGUGUGAGUUGACCCGACUUGUUCUAAGGCUGCCUGAAGUGGACAGCCUCCUGCAGAAGGCCGGACUACAGCCCACAGCCAACAAGAUGGAGCCUAAUGCAGCUUUUGAGCUCUUUGUGAAGUCUGUAGGUGUUGCGUAUAGCAGACUGCAGGUCCUCUCUGAGCGCUCAGCAAUGAUCACACGCGCUCUGGACUACAUGGGACAUAUAUUUAAACACAUCAAACCCUCUUUAGUCAGCAAAAAUCAGGAAGCUCUGCAGCUCACCUAUUGGGCCGUAGGCUGCAUAGUGAAGCACUGGAGCCCCCUGUUGGCCACAUCAAAGGCUCAGCAGUUGCUUUUCCGAAUAGUUGACGGACUGCUUCUUCCUCACAAUGUCACACAACAAGACAAGGCACUAAGAGACAGCCUGCCACUGUUCUUGCAGGGUUUGUCUGUGGCCUCCAGUGUGUCCCAGUCACAGGGGGCUUACCUCAAACAGCAGCUGCGUAACGUUACACGCAGGUACUUGGACCAUUUCCUCCCCUCGUCCCCGUCUCUGGGAGCCAUCGCCAACCACCCGGUGCUGCUCAGUGCAUGCGAGUCCAGCCCCACCCCCCCAGGAGUGGUGCUGCGGAGGACCAUUCUGGAAGUCCUUUGUGAAAGUUUUCUUCAAUUCAAAGGUUAUGCACCGCCUCCACGGUUGGCGUCAGUUUUGAUGUUUCUUUGGGAACUUUUGAGACGAAACAAAGACACAGACCCAGCACUGCUAUCGCUUCCCUUGCCCUCUAUUCUACACAGUUUGAUGCUUGUUAAUGAAGUGAGAACGACGAGCACAGAUGCCUUACAGCUUGUAGUGGAGCGCUGUGCUUCUGCAUCUGCAGAGGGACCGUGUGAGCAGAUGAUCACUGUCUUACGGGCGUUUGUGAAAGAGAACGAGGGGGUCUAUGACCGGCAGCUCUACGGCGUCCUGGAAACUGUGGCCGUCUUAGACCCUGCUUUGGUUGGAGCGCUCAUCCCUACUCUGUCUGCGAGUCUGAGAAACACUGAACACAAGCGAGGACUGGGAAGGAACACCACUCUGAGGAGCGCCUAUAAGAAGUUGCUGUGUCUUCUCGGGGAAAGUGGGCAAGCGGAAUUAAUAAGCCUGGAAGAGGACUGA